This is a messenger RNA of Vidua chalybeata, 3656 nucleotides long. RefSeq lists its product as uncharacterized. Bases 1 to 2019 code for a protein of 672 amino acids. The record is from RefSeq and is a predicted model, not a curated record. Lineage: Eukaryota; Metazoa; Chordata; Aves; Passeriformes; Viduidae. Gene Ontology annotation, molecular function: protein binding. The transcript is spliced from 8 exons.
AUGAGGAAGGAAAGGAAUAACAUAGAAGAUGAGAACAGUACCCCAGUGGCAUUAGAGGGACAAGGCACCUCUGGGAGCCACCUAAAUGACCAAAAUGUCUUGAGGGGCACAAUCAGCAGCAACAGAACUGGCCGAGCUGCAGAGACUGGCCCUGGGACAGUAGAGGCCACGACACAGAGUCCAACUACCCCCAGCCCUGUGGCUUCCACCUCUGGCACCUCUCCUGCCUCAGGUACCACCGAGGCCGGGCCUUCACCCACUGUGGGCAGCAGCACGGAGACACCAACACCUGGACACCCCUCCACAGCCCUCCCAACGGGACAGCCCAAGGUGCAGGGGACGGCCACCUCACCUCCCACGGGGAGCCCCUCGCCCUCCACAGCCACAGCCUCUGCAGGCAGCAGUGCCACCACUCGUCAUGGAGAUGAGGAGAGCUCCACCGCGACCCAGGGGGACAUAACAACAACUCAGCCCACUGCCAACACCACCCACUCCCUCCCUUCCACACCCCUGAUGUCCACAAUGAAGGUGAUGGGUGGAAAAGGGAGGACAGACACUACAACCACGGCAAUAACGUCAGGAGGGAGCUCACUGAGGACAUCCAGGAGUGGUGCAGUGAGCCCAGCAUUCCCAACAACAGGAACUGGCACCACCACUGCCCCAGAGAGUGGCACUGCUUCCUCCCCGUCCUUCGGCUCAGCAGUGACGAGCCACUCCUCCUCCUCCUCCUCUCCCGAGGGCUCCUCACCUGUGACUGCCAGCCCACAGCAAAGUGGCACCAGCAGCACCACUGAGAUGCUCUUGGCCACCACAUCCCACCCAUCCGCAUCCCUCGUGUUCUCCACUGCUGGUGUUACAGACACGGGGUCAGACACUGUGACAGCAGAGGAGGUGACACCCAGCCCAGCUCCCAGCACAGCCAGCACGAACCCAGUCUCUUCUGCCUCCAUCCCCUCUCCUGCCUCAGAAACCACUGCACCCAGCCGCUCACCUGCACCAGGCAGCAGCACGGGGACACCAGCACCUGGACACCCCUCCACAGCCCUGGCCUCUGCAGGCAGCAAUGUCACCACUCCUCCUGGAGAAGGGGAAAGUUCCACCAUGAACCAGGAGGACAGAACAACUGAGCCCACUGCCAACACCGCCCACUCCCUCCCUUCCACAUCCACGACGAACCUUAGUGUGCCAACAUCUGCUAAUCCUUCUUCUACUUGCUUGACCGUGUCCAUCAAAGUUCAGAACGUGACUGCAGAAGAAAUACGGCUCAGCUGGACCAGCAGCAGCAAAAGCAGCUUCUACAACAUCUCUGUCAAGGAUGGUGGAAAGGAGAUUCGUACAACAACUACAAAUGAGACAAAAGCUGUGUUUCAAAACCUGCUUCCUGGCCAUGUGUAUGACAUUUCUGUGGCAGUGUCAUCCUGUGCUGAGAACAAUCCUGCUUCAGUCACUGUCCGAACAGAUUCUGGUUCCUGCUUCAAAAGAACUGAGUUGUGUUUAGCACAAAGUACUGGCUGUUCUGACUUGAAAAGCAUUGUAUGCUCCAAUAACCAAGCAUUUGCCUGCAGAGUUUGGUUAAAAAAUGAGACAUUUAAUAAUACACUUUAUAACUCUGAUAGUGAAAGCUACAUAACAAUGGCUGAACGUUUCAAAACAGAGGUUGUUGCAGCAAUGCACGCUGAACUGGGGAAUAACCACUCCGACAUUUUCGUGCUGGGGUUCAGACCUGGCAGUGUGAUUGUUGAUUUUCUCUUUCUGCUGCCAAAAGAAAAAGCCAUGGAUGUGGAUUAUAUACAGACCCACCUGAGUAACGUGCUAAGGAGCAAGUAUGGGAGCCAAAGUGAAGUGCAAACUCUGUCUGUUCAGUCAUCAACUGACAACAGCUCCUCCUGGAGAGUAGCAGUGAUUGUCCUUGGAGUUUUACUUGGAGUUGCUUUAGUGCUGAUUCUCCUGGCAAUAGUGUUUUACAUCCAUGUGAGGAGAAGAUCAGGUAUGGAUUUUUCCACAUUGUACACGUGGUAGAGUGAGGAACAGAGAAACUUCUCUUCAGCCUAUCCCCUAUAGGUACUGCAAUGACUCUUAACACUGAAAAUCUAGAGAGACAAGACCCAAACUACUCAAUACUGUAUUUAGGUGACACUGAAAACAAGGUGACUGAGCCUGGUAGCUGUGGCAGAUCACCUGAAUGCUCAGCUGAGCCCAGAGUCAUCCUGUUGAGUUUUGUGCACUUGCCCAAGGGUGAUUCACCUCCCCUGAGACUUUUAUCACUAUAUAAAAUUAUAUAUAUAUAUAUAUAUAUAUAUAUAUAUAUAUAUAUGCCUUUUUAUCUCCUGUGACUGCAGAAUGAGCCCAGAGUAAUUAGCAUUACAGCUUGAUUAGGAGUUUGGAGAAAAAUGGGCUACAUCUCAGUUAUGUGGACUUGCUAGAGAAGUCUGGUGGACCAGAAACUUGAUUAGGAGGCUCCUGAAUUCAAGGUUUCUAUAAUUGCUGGGCUAUGAAGAAAUAACUACUUAUAUGUGUCAAAUGUAUAGCAUGCUAAAUACAGCUGUGCUUUCACAGCAUAAUCUCAGAGAUGGGGAAGGCAAACAUUAGGUUAAUUUGAGCCAAAAGUAUUUCACUCACCUAUUGUUGCCUGUCAGAAAUGGUUGGCUGAGCAAGGAUGUGCCAUAUAGUGCAAUUUUGUCCUGGUGAAGAUACAUUCUGUCCCUACUGUGGUGGAGUUUUUCCUGCUUGGAAUGUGCUGAACAGAUGAUAAAGGGGCAGUUUACUGCUGUACAUAUUUCCAAGCAGGAUUUAUGUGUUUCAUUUCAAACCAGCUCUCCCUGUAUCUGUAUAUUUUGUCAGUCUGCCUACAUUUGGAAUUCCUGUUGAGGCACUGAGCAUCCCAUGAUGUUGAGGCCCUGGCUCACAGGCCCUGAACAGCCCUGGUUUUUGGGGGAUUAGGUUGUGGUUAUUUGGCACAGAUUAGAGUACACUGGUGCCAGAACUGCAGCACAAGCAGUGUGGAGGUGCACAAGCAGCUCUGCUCUGCUCCAUGUGCAGCCAGCCUUCAUUCUUCUCAUCCCUCCUUCCCUGUGCUGUAACACAGCUCCUGGGACAGCCCUGCUGAGGAUCCUGUCUGGAAUAUUAUUUUUAGUAGCAGGGACCUAUGAAACAGGGUCUUGCAUGCCUUGCUCUCCCUUUCCUUCCAUGGAGGGUCAACUUGUCUAUCCUGAUUAAGAUCUGGGGUGUGGAGUCACAGACACCUCACUGGUGGGAAGAGAGUGAUUAGUACUUGUUAAACUUAUAUUAUGUGGCUUUUAAAUAUAGCUAGCUCUGGUGUUCUACUCACUGAGCAGUCACUCAACAAUGUAUUCUGUCAGUAAAUACAAGUUCUCCAGGGAGCUCCACUGAAAAUAAAAAUGAGUGCUCUCUUAUGUUAAUACUCCUUUAUUUCUUUUUUGAGGAAUCUGCUUUGAAUAGCAAAUCCUCAUUGUCAGUAAACCUUUCUGAUGUCCUUGUAAAUAGUGUUAAAUAGAGACCAUGUACAGCAGGCUUGAACAACCCUGGGACUGUUCAUGCAAAAUGUAUUUAAUGUCUUGGGGGGGAAAAAGAAGUGGUAUUUUAAACAAUUUUCUUGAAGAUGCUUUACAAAUAAAAUCUUUAUUUUUACAAUUGUG